Paramacrobiotus metropolitanus is the source of this 1799-nucleotide messenger RNA. RefSeq lists its product as uncharacterized. Bases 234 to 1493 code for a protein of 419 amino acids. NCBI's taxonomy places the organism in Eukaryota, Metazoa, Tardigrada, Eutardigrada, Parachela, Macrobiotidae. The transcript is spliced from 6 exons. The record is from RefSeq and is a predicted model, not a curated record.
UCGUGUCAGUGCAAGAAAUUUUUCAGUGGGCUGUCUGAUUCGCACAUUCCAAGAAGUCUGUUAGUAUUCGGCUGUUGUUGGUUAGCUGCAGUUUUUACUUUUUAGUCGGCACUGCAGUCUGGUUCCCAAUAGUUCCUAAACUUUGUGGAACAAGCAGGCUGUAGUUUUGUUCGAUUGACUGUUGAGUGUUGUUUAUAUGCCGUUUUCAUUGUCGGAAACGGGAAUAUCCAAGAAUGGCCGCGGGACGUGUUCAGCUGCGCUUUCCCGGCGUGGAUUCGCUGGUCGUCCAUGUCAGCACCGCAACACCCGACCUGUACGAGGCGUGCCGUGCCGAAGUGCGCCGUCUACUCCAGUCCGACAAUUUCCGUUUCCUCUUCUACACUCCCGCGGGUAUUCAGCCGCAACGGACCUUUAUCUGCGCGUCGGAGGAGGACCUGCAGUUGCUGGUGCGCUUUUACGAAAUGGCGUGUAAUUACUGUAUCCCGUUGACGGUGCAGGGCGUGCCACGGGAACCUCAUCCCGUGCCGGCUCAGGCUAUUGUUCUGCCACUGGCCCAGGACACCGAUAACCAUCACGACAUGCAGCAGCAGCAGGAAAAUGCGCACGGGCAGUCAGCCAGCGGAAUGCAUGCUGGCAUUGGUCCAAACAUGGACGAAGAAAGCAUCGACGGAAGUGCCGAAAGCAUUGUUGGGAAGAUUUUCGCCGCUGUCGAGUUGAUGCUGCCCAAGGGCCGGGAAAGCGAUGUGCUGGGCCGUUUAAACGACCAGAUCUCCUACAGCCUGGCCGUCGCGUCCGGACGCCGCAAUGCGGACCAACCGGCCAGUACGAGCAGUGCAUCGUUCGGCACUGGGUAUUCGCGGCACAGCAUGACGGAUUUUCGAGCGAGUAACGCAGUUCUCAACGCCGAAGGGCGUGGAACGGGUGAGAGCAGUACGAGUAGCGAUGACCGUCCACGGAUUCGGAUGAUCAACGGGCAGCAGAUGCAAGCUCCCCCGACGCCGGAUGCGGCGAAACCGCCGCCCCGCUUCCAGCACCUGCACAGUCUGCUGAACGCCGCCCCGGCGGUCCCGCUUCCGCCCGGCACACCCGCGCCCAAGCAGCAGCGCAAACGCGACCUCCUGCAGCAUAAGCAGCGCAGCAUGACCUUCGCCGCACCCACCAUGGCCCCCACCAUGGCGCCCCUGGUCAGCUUCCCCGGCACUGUCACGCAGGAGCCCCGGAGACUGGCGGAUAUCGGACGCGGGAAGCCGGGCUUCGUGUGUCCGCGGUGUCCGCAGACGAAGGCCACCCGCAGUCUGGUGCUGGAACAUCUGGAGUUCCACGGCAGCGGCGGGCGGUGGACGUGCCAGGAAUGUGAUUUCUCCACGGAUUCCCACACCCGCUUCAAAUUCCACGUGAAAGUCCAUCAGGCGACGCUGAGCGGAGGAGAGGCUCCGGCGGAGACGGGAACGGUCGGGGAGCACGCGGCACAGGAUAUUUAUGGUCAACUGUAAACGGUGAAUAAAUCGUGCCUGGUGUGUUUGAUCGGUUUUUUUCGAAAUGGUUCCUGGCUGACCUUUCGUGUUGUCUCAAUUUUGGACUGAUUGGUAAUUAGUAUUUAAAUGCGUGGUAUUUUGGAAUUCGGACCGUUUAAUUUACAGUAACAUUACGGUGUUGUUUGAUAUUGCGUUGUUCGGUUUUUUUAUGCAGGCUUGAUUAAUGAUUAACGUGUUGUUGAUGUUGCUUUUCUGAAAUGCGACUUGAAUAAGUAUUUUAACUAUUUUUGUAUCCGAUUGCAUUAGUUCAGGUAACGAAUAAAA